Labeo rohita (rohu) is the source of this 7202-nucleotide messenger RNA. RefSeq names its product ataxin 1b (gene atxn1b). Gene Ontology annotation, biological process: nervous system development; negative regulation of transcription by RNA polymerase II. Lineage: Eukaryota; Metazoa; Chordata; Actinopteri; Cypriniformes; Cyprinidae. Gene Ontology annotation, molecular function: protein binding; RNA binding. The transcript has 3 exons. Bases 660 to 3137 code for a protein of 825 amino acids. The record is from RefSeq and is a predicted model, not a curated record. Gene Ontology annotation, cellular component: nucleus.
UCUGGGCGCCCUGCCAAGUGGAGUGUGUUUUUUGAAUGAAUACCUGAUGAGGCUGCUGAGGCUGACUGGGGGAGGAGGAGCCGUGUUCUCUAGAGCACUGUGUGUGUAUGUGUGAAGAGCAAAAGAGAGAGAGGAAGAGAGAGAGAGAGAGAGAGCGCUGGCAGUCUGUUUGCCUUGCAUAACAUACGCUGUAGCUCUCACACGUAGGGCUAGUGAAACAGCGCAGACGAGGGGACUUCCUUUACCCUCAGCCCUCGGAGCAAUUGUCGAAGGAAGUGGAGGAGAGUGAAGGCGGGGGGGACAAUUGGACAUGGAAGAAAACAUAAAUCAGAGGAUUGCGUGUGUGACCUGAUAGCAGAGCUAAACCUGGACAAAGGACAGCUUGCCAGUGGGUAGAGUGAGUUACACUCGUAGUGCAGAGAGAGAGAGAGAGUUGUUAAAGGCUCCCCUAUAAAGAAAGGUACGGACCAAUAGCCAUCAGUGAGAGAUGAUUCCACAUGAAGCACAUGGAUCCUUUCAUGACAAGAGUCCUGACAAUGGGCAAGACUACAGUAAAAGUGGAGCAAAGUAAUAGAACAAUGAAAAUCUUCUUCUACUUUGCACUUUAAAACAUCCUGAUCAAGACAAGUGGGUUAAAAUACGGGACAAGCUCCAAGACCAUGAAGUCUAACCAGGAGCGUUGUAAUGAGUGCCUUCCGCCAAAAAAGCGGGAGAUUUUAGCUCUGGAAGAGAAGCAGGUGCUGGUGUCAGCUGCUGUUAGUGAGAGCCAGAGUGGAGAGAAUUUGGCUUGGCUAGCCAGCGUUGCUACCAUGGCUAGCAUGGCCCACAUCCCCAACAAUGCAGGCCCAUCACAGAGCAACAGUGCUGAGCCUGACAGCCCCCCACCAUCAAAUAAGGCUCUCACUGUGGUGACGGAAUAUCCUCCAGCUACUACAUCUGCUGGCUUUUCGUUCUCUUCCAAUAGCUCCACAUACAGGGGAGUUUUCUCUGGGCCUACCGUGCUAACAGCCAAUCCUGCGGUUCUCUCCACAAGCCUUCCUCAAACUAUAGGCUCCGUCCAAUACACACAACUUCCCCCCAAUCUCCAACUCAUAGGGCCCUAUACAAGUUAUAUCUCUUCACAGAUUGUGCCGUCCACAACCAGUCCAACACAGCCACGGAGGACGCCACAAGAGGUCUUGGCCACAACAGCUGUCAUCUCCCAAGCAUCCAGCCUUGAUUCACAGAAUCAUCAUGUGAUUUCUUCUAUACCAAAUGUUUCCCACAGUCAAUGCAUCCAAGUAGAGAGUGCUCCUUUAGGUUUGACAGUGUCCUCCCCUUCUGCCCAACUGCCCAUUCAGAUCCAUCCACACUCAGCAGUCCUUGCCCCUCACGCCCUGGCCCUUACACCCUCUCAAGUGGUUCUACACUACACAGAUGGCUUUAUUGCAAAGCAACCAGACUCCCAUCCCAGAGAGAUGCAGAAUGGUACCCUAGGAGAGAUUGCAGUGGUCAAGCACAGUACUGCCAAAGGAAUUUCUAGCCAGUCAGAAGGUGACCAUAGCCACAAGCAAAACCACAACCUGGGCCUCCAGACCCAAGCUCAGGUUCUGCUCCCAGCCGACUACAGCACUCAUGACAGAACAGGACUGCAGACGUCGCUGAUGUUGGUAUCCAGUAGCCACCUUGCAGCAAACAGCAACUCAGAGCUCCAAAGUAUCUUGGGGAAGGACCACUCAUCUUUGCACCUUGCUGAGAGAGGAGGGAUCUGCAUAGGCAAGCCAAUGUCCAGAGUGUCCGCUCUUAGUUCCUCAGACAGCCAAGUUUCUCCGGCCUCCACAAUUUCACCGCACACACUUCUGCAGGCUCCUCACAACACUCCCCAACAAGAGCUCUCCACCAGCCUUUACUCUGCAACGCAGCUCCCAAUUAUUGGCUACAUCACCAGUGCUUCUGGUGGACCACAGCAAGCAGUAACUGGCUAUCAGAGCAACCUGCCACAGCACGUGGUGAUCUCAGGCAACCCCUCCUUGCUAAUUCCGGUGAGUGCCACUAACAUCAAUCCAACUACUGCUGAGCCGGAGGUCACCCGCUGUUCUGUCAUCCCCAGUGUAGCCAAUGCAUCAACAGCUCUGCCUCAGACCUUUAUUAAUACAUCCCCACCUGCAGCUGCAGCAUCAGUCCUACCCAAUGGUAAAGACAUCACAGUCUCUGACGGAGGUCCUGCCUCCUGUGUUGUGCCAAGUCCAACCCAAAUACAGCUGCCUGUUCUUUCAGCCAGUGUAGUAGGAUCUCCAGUUCCUGUGACACCUCCAACAUCCACAAGCCCUCAGAGCUCACCAUCAUCACCGUCAGCGGGCCUACCACCAUUCUUCAUGAAGGGCUCUAUUAUACAGUUGGCAGAUGGCGAACUAAAACGUGUGGAGGAUCUGCGGACAGAGGACUUUGUGCAAAGUGCGGAGGUGAGUGGAGAACUGAAGAUUGACUCCAGCACUGUAGAGCGCAUAGAGUGCAGCCGCACACCCAAUGCUGUCAUUAUACAGUUCUCAGUGGGAGAGAACAAAGCCCAGGUCUGUGUCGAGGUUCUAGUGGAGUACCCUUUCUUCGUGUUUGGUCAAGGUUGGUCGUCCUGCUGCCCUGACCGCACCACCCAGUUGCUAGCACUAUCCUGUGCCAAACUCUCUGUGGGUGAUGUUUGUAUCUCUCUCACCCUUAAAAGCCUAAAAGAUAGCAUUCAAAAGAAAGAUUACUUUUCAGACUCUGUGACGAAACACAACCAUUCUUUGAAACCAGCCAAAAACAAUGGGCCAAUUGAGGAAAGACCAACCCAACUGGAGGAUCUUAAGAAAGGACACAAAAUGACAUCAGGAGUGGAAAAUAGUGCAGGAACACUGGUUGAGACUUCCAACCCAAGAAAUGUGUUGACCCUCUUGGAGAAUGGGGGGAUAAACCCUCAGACACAGGUGAACCUCCAGAACCAGGCAGAAAAAACAUACACACUCAGUGUUGAGAGAGCAGUUAGCCGAAAAAGGAGAUGGUCUGCCCCAGAGAGGGGAGAAAUGAGGUCGCAAGAGGACCCUCAAGUUUUACCCAAAUUUUCCUUCCUCCCACAUCAGCUGAAGGUCAGCAUUGAGGGCCGCUCCAGCACAGGUUGCUGAGGACGUUCAGAACUCCAUAGAGCAGUGGUGGGGAGUCGAUUUCUAACCAAGAAACAUUAAUUAGCCUUACUUAAUUAAUUUGAGAAAUCACAUAAUGGUGAUUAACUGAAUAAAAUUUCUUUUCGCUUGGUGUCCAAGAAAAUGCUUUUGCUUCAACAACAGAGACUCAGAAUACUUUCCCCAUCACUGCCAUGGACUCCAAGAGGGACAAGGAAGAGCAGAUUUACUUUUUGGUACUUUGUUGCUUUCCUAUCACAUUCAUAUCCAGGUUACUGUAACGUUAGAUCAGUUUACACAAAAAUGUGUGUGAUCAUUUGAGUCAUAUGUAAUAUUAAUCCUUAGACUUUCUUUUUAAAUCAGCUGGACAUGACCAUUUUGGGUUGUAUAUUUGCAAGGUCUGACCACUUUUUUUUCUCAGCUUGCUGAGCGUUUAGUGUCUGUUAGUCUACUGUUGUGUGUACUGAAUUCAUUCAUAAUCAGGGCUUUGACUGGAUACGGACUGUUACAUGGAUUGAUGGCAAAAGGUUAAGACUAAGAUGUGUCAUUUGUGUGAUUAUGAUUCCGAGCGACUUCCGUGAGUUGUGUGAGCUUGAUUAUCUUGACAGAAGCAGCCUUCCACUUGUUACUGCCCCCAAUAAUCCCUUGCUUACAUAAUGUCGUCUGAGAGUGACAGGCUUUGCUCGAGUGACUACUUUGAAUCAGACUAAAGCAUCAAGAUACAACAUUUAUGUUGAAUGUUAAAUGAUUUAUCCUCAUGUGUUAAUUCAAUUGCUGAUAGUCUUCUAGAUAUGCAAUACUGAGCUUUCACAUACCUCAUGUGUGCAUUUAACAAUUAACCCAAUCAGAUGGCCUGAUCGGAUCUGCGAUCUCAGUUUCGAGCGAGAAAGCGCCGGAGAAAUCUUCACGUUGUCAAAGUGGCUGUGUAGAGAAGUCUCCGUUCAAGUCAGAAUUAGCACUUUAAAGAAAGGUUAGGGGAAGUUGAAUGAAUGGAUGGAAACAUUCCCACCUCUGUUUAGUUACUACAGCAACAGACCAUUUUGAGUGCUGUUAGUCAUUUUGUGCAUUUCUACCCAAGCACUUCUCAUUUAGCAUUUUUUUUAAAUUAUGAUGUCUUCUUUACACUAUUUUAAGUAUUGUGGGCCUUAAUCAGUCCAGCUGCAAUAAUGAAUUCUUUGUUAAAUACACGUAUAAUUACCAUACAACUAAAUCUAAAACCUGGAAUACACUACACGAUUUGUGCCCUGAUUUUUUUCGCCCCGAGAAGUUGACGCCAGCUGCCGAAAGUCAGAGCCAGUCUGCAGAUUCCAUAGAAAACUGAUUGGUGUAUGAUGGUCACAAACUCAGAUUUUUUUACCUUCAGACUCUGGUUCCAUCCAGUCUGACGAUAUCAAACAUGUUUGAUAUUUUCAGACGAUUUUAGAACGCAUAUUGUUUUUAUUUGUCACACGUCUCCUAGCAACAAGGCACAUGUUUCUGCAUGAGUUUGUUGUGAUCGAAAUGACCGUAACGCUUUGUCACUAUUUACAAAGUCGGUAAACAUAUGAUGCCUAGUGUUUUAAAAAUCUCUUCAGAUUUUAAGUCAUGUAGUAUAUUCCAGGCUUGACCAGCAUUCUCAGUGUUCAAAACAAGCCACGUUUCAAAGGUUUAUCACAAACGGAAUCUGCCUUUUCGUACCAAAAGUUGUUUAUAUAAGAAAUUUAGCAUCUAAUAAAGUUAACAAAAUGACAUCAAAUUUACCCAGAUAUGAUCGCUUAAAUAGUAAGAAUCAGAGGGUCAAAGGAGGACGCUGUGAUGCUAAAUCUAAACGGACUCGAAUAUUGACCUACUACAUUCUAAUGAAAUAUACUUACACAGCCUAAUUUUUGUUUGCAUCAAAAUAAUAUAUAGUUUCCACUCAGACUAAGUUGGGUCUCUUAAAAUUUUGAUUUCUCCAUACUUAGCAGUAUGCUGCUAAUGGCCUAAACAUGUCAUGGUCAGACUUCUCUGCAGAUUAAAAAAAGAAUACAAAAUGAAUGUUAAAACACUAUUUUUAAAUUUUAGUAUCCACAUUAUCUAUUUUCUCUGUCUUUGCUGUGCUGGACAUGUUAAACAAAUUCACAGGAAUUAAUUUAGUACACUGCAAUGAAAAAUGACAGACAAGGUAAUAAUCCAUAAACUUUUUUUUUUUUGGAAAUGACAAAUAUAAUUGCUCUAGUCCAUAAACAAAAGCCUUAUGGGAUUGUCUUCAGAUAUAUUUUGUGUGAAACAGUCACAAAAUAAUUCUUAUCUAACUCAACUGACUGUUUAAUACAUAUGAGUGCUGUUAUAAAUUCAGAAAAAAAAUCUUUGAAUACAUAUACGAAUUUUGCUAUUUGCACAAGUAGACAUUUUAAAGAGUAAAGCCGAGUGUAAGUAUGGAGUCUUAUAGUUAACACUUCAUGUUGCCAGCUUUGUAGGUCACCUAAAAACUAUAAAGAUUGAUAUGUGUGGUCAUGAGUGUGAGUUUUUCACUUAGAGUGAGUCAGUUUGUUGACUGACUUGAAAAGGUAUUGUUGUGUCUAGGGUUAUAUUCAGAUGGAAUCACAAUAGACCUCAUAUUGUAGAAGUAAUGCUUGAUUGCACAUUCAGUCCAAUUUGGAUUUGGAUUUUAUGCACUUUUGAAGAGAGAGGACAAUGAAAGAGAAAUAAAAGGAAUUGUUGAUUAGUAGCCACACAGCUACGAUGCGAUCAAUACAGUCUAUUGUAAUGGUGAUAUUGGUAAGGCAGUAGAAAACUCAGUGCUAUCACAAUAGACUAGAAACCAUUACAAAAGUGUCAAUGUUUCUGGAUUGUCGUUUGUUUCAUAUGUAUCAUUGUUCUCUCUCUUUUUCUCUCUCUCUCUCUCUCUUUCUUUUUUUCCUGUGUAGCUAUGUACAUGUAAACCUCAGUGUGUUUGUGCACUGUGUGGAUAACUUCAUUGAAGACAGUCAGGUUUCAACACUGGUGGCAACAAACUAUCUUUUAUCCAGUGUGUGCUAUUCUGUUUCAACCUAACAACAGCGAUUUAUUAUCAUCUGCAUCAAAUGUUUUUUUUGUUUUUUAAAAAACAAGGCUGUCAACCACUUGAAGGCAUAUAUAGCGAUUUAUAGUCUAACUGCAUUCUCAGGUUGAGAAACUGGCCCGACUGUUUCUGUUCCUGUAUUACAAUUUGCAAAAACGCUCAAAGUUACAAAAACUGAGCUGGUGUUCAUUUUAGCUUCAGUGCUAUGACUCAUGGGAAGUCACUGGCUGACUAUUGCGCCCUCUACAGUCCAUGCACCCAAUGUACAAAUAAGGCUCACUUUUAACUAGCAUGUUGACAUGUUGUGAAUGUAGCUCAUGUGCUUGCUAUUGAAAAUUUAUUCAUAUGGGAAAAUACAACUCUCUGUUGUAUGUGAGGUUGGGCAUCAACAAUAUGGCUUUUUAUAUUAUAUAUAUCCAAAGACAGUCAGAAUUUGCUGAAAGCAUAUGCCUCAAUGGUCCAUAGCCAGGAUUAGUUCUAGCAAUACCACAAGGCCUCAUUUAGGGUUGGAAGACCAAACUUGACGUCUAGAAAUUGACCUAUAGCAUACACAUCGCUGAUCUCAUUGUUUUGUUUAGUUUUUUUAAAGGAAGAUCUAGGUCUUUUACCUCCCGUUAAACCUCAAUCGCCAGAGUGACACUUCUUUAAAAAAAAGAAGAAAAAAGCACAUAACUGAUUUCUCAUUUUCUUAUAUAUUCGAUGUAAAUGACUAUAUUUGUGUGAUUCGUUGUACCUGUGAUAUUUUUCUCAUUCUUUGACAAGCUCCUUUUCUACAAACUUACAAAAAGCAAUUAAGACAGAAGUCAACCUCAACUUUUCUAACUGUGGCGUGUUUAUGUGAACAGAGCAUCCAAGACUGUUCAGUGAAGUCAGUGAUCAUUUCUUUGGUGGUGCUUGCAAGUUUUUGUAGCUGUUUUGAUUUUUGUGAAAUGGAAAGGAACAUCGGACUCGACUUUUGGCAAAUAUGUCCAGUUCAAUGAUUUCCUGUAUAGUACAAAUCUAUUGUAUCUGUAUAAUCACUCUAAUAAAAUACUGUGCCAAUUUUA